Messenger RNA from Cladophialophora immunda, 1411 nucleotides. RefSeq lists its product as uncharacterized. The transcript is spliced from 4 exons. Gene Ontology annotation, cellular component: septin ring; microtubule cytoskeleton; cell division site. Gene Ontology annotation, molecular function: GTP binding; GTPase activity; molecular adaptor activity. Gene Ontology annotation, biological process: cytoskeleton-dependent cytokinesis. The record is from RefSeq and is a predicted model, not a curated record. NCBI's taxonomy places the organism in Eukaryota, Fungi, Ascomycota, Eurotiomycetes, Chaetothyriales, Herpotrichiellaceae. Bases 187 to 1212 code for a protein of 341 amino acids.
GGGGGCCUCUGUCAAUGCUGGCAAGAUCGUCUGGGGAAAUUGUUUCGUCGCAGGCAGUCGCAACUCCCUCUUUUCUCGUGCACAAUUCAUUUCCCCCAUCUGUCUUGCCUUCAACAUUGUGUUGAUACAAACUUGUCUUGUUCAUCGCGUUGAUAUCCUUGAUUUCUGCAUCUUCGAACAGGCACGAUGACCAUGGCAAUGAACCAACCGAACGCGGUGUUCCCACGUUCACAUGUGGGUUUCGAUUCUAUCACCCAACAAAUUGAGAAGAAGUUGUUGAAAAGAGGUUUCCAAUUCAACGUCAUCUGCGUUGGCCAGACCGGACUUGGGAAAUCGACUCUCAUUAACACGAUCUUCGCGAGCCAUCUCAUCGACUCCAAAGGCCGGCUUCGACCUGAUGAACCAACACGCUCCACUACUGAAAUUCAGACGGUGUCGCAUAUCAUCGAAGAGAACGGUGUGAGACUGCGGUUGAACAUAGUCGAUACCCCUGGCUACGGUGAUUUGGUCAACAACGAUCGUUGCUGGGAUCCUAUUGUGAAAUACAUCAAAGACCAGCACUCUGCCUACCUGCGAAAAGAACUCACCGCCCAACGAGAACGCUAUAUCCAAGACACUCGCAUCCAUUGCUGCCUUUUCUUCAUCCAACCUUCCGGCCAUGCUCUGAAACCGAUUGACAUUGUGGUUCUGAAGAAGCUCUCUGAUGUCGUCAACGUGGUCCCUGUCAUCGCCAAGGCCGAUUCCCUCACACUCGAGGAGCGCAGAGCAUUCAAGGAGCGGAUCAAGGAGGAGUUUGCUUUCCACAACCUGAAGAUGUACCCAUAUGACAACGAAGAGCUGGAUGACGAGGAAAGAGCCACCAAUGCCACCAUCAAGGACAUUAUCCCCUUUGCAGUCGUCGGCAGCGAGAAGUCGAUCAUUGUUAACGGCAAGCAAGUUCGCGGUCGACAGAACAAAUGGGGAAUCAUCAACGUCGAGGAUGAGAACCACUGCGAAUUCGUGUAUCUCCGAAACUUCCUCACUCGCACUCACCUCCAAGACCUCAUCGAAACCACCAGCCAGAUCCACUACGAGACUUUCAGAGCCAAGCAAUUGCUGGCGUUGAAGGAGAGCAGUGCUGCAAGUGGCAUGGCUGGUAGCAGGCCCAUCAGCCCUGCCGCUGACCGAGAAUUGAGCAGGGGCUCACAGCGUAUGACGAUGAAUGGAUAUUAGGAGAUUUGCACAUAUGAGGCAUCCAAGCAAGGGGAUGGGGAUGGGGAUGGAUUUGACAAAAGCAAUGGUUGAGCUUGAGCGAUUGCCAUAUCCUUUUCUUGUCGCCUGAAACUUUAUUCUAAUGUAGCGUCUAUGCAGAGAGCGGGCCUUUCGUCUUUGAGCUGGGGGUAUAAAGUAAUUCUCAUGACUGUUCAUCCUC